CCUGGGAACCGGAGCACGGAGCGCGUAGAGAUCUUUCAGCGUUUGUGCGUUUUAAUCUUUACCAGCGGAGCGGACGCGUUGACGCACAACUUGAGCGUGCACCUUACUCUCACUUAAGUCUAUUAAAACAACUACAGUCUCGCUUUAUUUCUGCUCGUUAAGUGAACUUUGUGGAGAUGGUGUAACCUUUGAGCAUCACCGCGCCGGACGCACAGACGAAACGUGGUGCGCGGAGAGGAGAGGACGACUGAACGCACUUUUUAAAAAUCCACUUUACUUUGAUACACGAGGGAUACGUGAGUGCGCCGGCAACGAGAAAAAAGAGAGACAGUGAGGUUGGAGACUCGCGAACAGAGGAGGAGAGAGAGCAGCCAGCAGCGCGCAGAUUUUCAGUCCGCGGAGCUUGAGAUGGACGUGAGGUUUUACCCAGCUCCCCCUGCAAGCGUGGGCUCCCACACGUUACCGACAGAUUCCACUUUGGACUAUUACCACUCCAACAAGAACAGAUACUCCGCAGCAGCAGACCGGGGUGUGCGACUCUACAGCUCCCUGCCCAUGCGCCCAAACCCUGACGGCAAGAGACUGCCCUCUACUGGGUUUGACGGUGAGAAUAUGUACAUGAAUGAAAACAACCACGAGUUCCUCCCGCCAAAUCAGAACUACACAGGCCAGAGCGGAGGAGGAGGAGGGGGCGGGAAUAACGGUGGCGGCAACGGAGACGAGGACUACGAGAUCCCGCCCAUCACCCCGCCCAACCACCCCGAGCCCCCCCUCCUGCACCUGAUGGAGCACGACUCCGCAGGAUACCUGUGCCACUCCCUCCCCCACAACGGACUCCUCAACCCCUACUCCUACCCUGAGCUGCCCACCCUCAUGAUGUCCAACAUGCUGGCCCAGGACGGACACCUCGUCUCCAGCCAGAUGCACUCGAUGCAGGAGAUGGCUCUGCACCAACAGCACCCAGAGGCCACCCAUUAUGAGCGUAGGCACCCAAUGCUAAACCGCUCCGCUCCGAUACUGCCCCACCCCAUGAGCACCCUGUCCCAGCUAAAGCCUCAAGUGGGCUCCCCCUCUCCUCCUGGGAGCAAAUCGGCCACGCCCUCCCCAUCCAGCUCCAAUCAGGAAGAGGAGACUGAUCCUCAUGCCAAGUUAACGGGUGAGAAGAGGCCGUCAUCAGACAUGCUAAAGCCCAAGCCCAAACAACAGAAAAAGAAGAAGAAGAAGGACCCAAACGAGCCCACCAAGCCAGUUUCCGCCUACGCCCUGUUCUUCAGAGACACACAGGCGGCCAUUAAGGGUCAGAACCCCAACGCCACCUUCGGAGACGUGUCCAAGAUCGUGGCCUCCAUGUGGGACGGGCUGGGAGAGGAGCAGAAACAGAGCUACAAGAGGAAAACAGAGGCUGCUAAGAAGGAGUACCUGAAAGCCCUGGCCGCCUACAGAGCCAGUCUGGUUUCCAAGUCUUAUAACGACCCAGUGGAGCCCAAGAAUGCGCAGACGAGCCAGGCGUCUCCUCACAUGAUGCCAGCCAACCCCCCUCUGUACAGUGUGCCCCCUCAGCCAUCGUCCCCGUACCUGGGCCCAGGAGCCUUUCCUCUCACUGACCUGCAGAGCUACACAGGCCACGCCCCCCGCCACGCCCUGUCGCAGACGCUCAGCCAAUCACAGAUGCUGCCCAGCAUUAGUGCCUCUCCCCCCUCCUCCUUCCAGAUCAGCCCGCCCCUGCACCCGCACCAGCAGCUCUCCCUGCACCAGAGCUCGCUGCUCAACCAGCCGAUCCGCAUGCAGCAAGUCCAGUCCCAGCCAAUCAUCUCCCACCAGAUGGGGCUGCAGGCCUCGCUCCACUCCCCGCCUCCUGGUCAGCAGGGUUUCUCUCACCUCCAGUCCGAGUAUCAGAAGAGUAUGGGGGGCUCUCAGUCUCCAGGGGCCCCUGGCUCAGGUCCUGGCCCUGGUGUGGCCCCGAGUCACGACUGGGACAGUGAAUACUGUAAUCGAGAGUGUGGCAACCACUGCAGUGGCAGCAUGAUAGGCAGGGACAAGCCUCUCUACCUCACCUGAAACUGAAGAUCCGAUCGGUCAAACACACACAGAGGAUUCUACAGUGGCCCCUCCUGACCCGCUCCCCCUUGACCCCGCCCCCUGCAUCGCCCCGCCCCUUUCCACCAUCUCCCCCCCUGACCUCAGACACACGCAUACAUUCACAUCCAUAUGAACCUCCACGCCUCCUUUUUGUCAGUGUAACCAUUCUUACUCUCCAAAAAUUUGUGAGCAGUUUUUUGACUAUAGAUGACUACUGUCUGUACCACAUAUGUAUUAGCAGUCUUCUUGCUGUUUAAAUUUGCCAAGCACUUAUACGACUCCGCUCCCCCUGCUCUUGUUUUUAUUUUUUGGGAGUUUUUGUGUCCUCUUCAAAGCGAUCCGAAAUGGGCUACGGAGCAAACGGGAUCUCACCCAGCUUUAAAUUGCAAUGAAUGGGAAAAAAGACUGGCAUUUUUUGAGUUUUAUUUUAUUCUUUCUCUUGUUGAUGUUGUUUAUUAAUAUCUGAGUUAUGGCCCA
Molecule: messenger RNA, 2556 nt
Organism: Periophthalmus magnuspinnatus
Lineage: Eukaryota; Metazoa; Chordata; Actinopteri; Gobiiformes; Gobiidae
Gene: tox2
Product: TOX high mobility group box family member 2
Exons: 10
Coding region: 409-2058 (549 amino acids)
Biological process (GO): regulation of transcription by RNA polymerase II
Cellular component (GO): nucleus
Molecular function (GO): chromatin DNA binding
Source: RefSeq, a predicted model, not a curated record